Messenger RNA from Cyprinodon variegatus (sheepshead minnow), 2416 nucleotides. RefSeq names its product branched chain ketoacid dehydrogenase kinase (gene bckdk). Lineage: Eukaryota; Metazoa; Chordata; Actinopteri; Cyprinodontiformes; Cyprinodontidae. The record is from RefSeq and is a predicted model, not a curated record. Gene Ontology annotation, cellular component: mitochondrion. Gene Ontology annotation, molecular function: pyruvate dehydrogenase (acetyl-transferring) kinase activity. Gene Ontology annotation, biological process: protein phosphorylation; regulation of glucose metabolic process. Bases 155 to 1009 code for a protein of 284 amino acids. The transcript is spliced from 6 exons.
UCUGUACCCCGUAGUUACUGUAUUCAGAUCAGAUACGUGCCUUUGUGCACAAAGCUGACAAAGCCCUCAUGGCCUCAUAGCAACUAGAAAACUCAAGUUUCUUUUCUGCACCGGGAACGGGCGAGCCCUGUUCGCGCUUUCAGCUCGUCUCCAAAUGCGACCUGGCCUGGCAGGCAUAGCGGCGGAGAUGCUGAGCGGUGUCACCGGCAGGGCAAGGCCGAGGCUCGGCAGCCUCUUCCUCGCAUCGGCAACCAAAACAUCACCGGCUGCGCUGCAGACCGGCAGUGGGAAUCAGAGAUUCCGGUCCACGUCGUCCGCGCAGGGUUUCUCAGAACUGGCGAGAGAGCGGUCAAAGACGGUCACUUCGUUUUACAACCAGUCUGCCAUCGAUGUAUCGGCGGAAAAGAUCCCUCUCUCCUCUCUCUUACAGCAUGAACUGUAUAUCAGAGCCUACCACAUGCUCAGUGACUUUCCACAGAUCAAGGAUCAGGAAGUCGAGGCUCGUUUCUGUAAACUGGUGCAGCAGCUGCUGGACGACCACAAAGACGUGGUCACCAUGCUGGCCCAGGGCUUCAAGGAGUGUCGCAGGCACAUCCAGGAUGAGACCAUCAUCAGGAACUUCUUGGAUACAACACUGUGCUCUCGUUUAGGAAUCCGAAUGUUGGCCACACACCAUCUUGCUCUUCAUGAAGAUAAUGUACGUCGUAGGAUUUCUGAUCGUGGAGGCGGCAUCCCUCACAAAAUAAUAGACAAGGUUAUGGACUACCACUUCAGCACUGCAGAGGAGAGCGUUCAGGACCCCCGCAUGAGCAACCUGUUCAACACCAUUACCAACAGUGGGAACCAGUCCAGCCCCAUGCAUGGGUUUGGGUUCGGUUUGCCCACAUCCAGGGCCUACGCAGAGUACCUGGGCGGCUCCCUCUCCGUUCAGUCCAUGCAGGGCAUCGGCACCGACGUCUACCUGCGUCUGCGCCACAUCGACGGCAAAGGAGAAAGCUUCAGAGUGUAGAAGUAACCCUCUGAUCCCUGUAGGUCCAAACAGGGGAACCAGGCCAUGUCAGAGGGCUUUUUCCCCACUUAAAGGCGGGAAGAGACGAGGUUUUAUGUCUGCUGAGUGGCGGCCUUUCAGAUCACUCUGCCAGAUCUCCUUUGUUUAGCCUUUGACUGAAUAUAAGCUAUGUUAGCUCUCCAUUGAAUGAUUUUGGUUGUUCUUUUGUUUUGUUUUUUUUGCAUUUUGUACCCCAUGGCACGUCGUCUCCUUAAUUUUUUGAAUGUUUUGUUUAUCGGGACAGACUGCAUGAUAAAAGAGCAAGAAGAAGAUUCCUGUUUAAAGAAGUUGAGAAUGAAGUUUCCUGUUUAUGACCUGAUUUGACACAUUUUAAACGAUGGUUUAGAAACACUCCAAGAUUUCCUUGAAGCGCACAAAGCUGCUAAAAAGAUCAAUGGAUCAUUAAAACGUUUAGUCUUUUUUCUUCUGAAAGUGAAAGUAACCUAGUAAACGAGUUAAGACCAAGUGUCCAUAGAGAUCAAGGAGCUUUAAUACGUUGGACCUUCAGACACCUUCAGAUUUUACAGAAAAAAUGCACAGAAAUAGAAAUCUGCCAAAUCCCUGAAACUCACGAGUAGCAUUUAAGACUUUCUGAUUUGAGGAAACUCACCACUAAGGAUGUCCCAAUACUACGUUUUAAUUUCUGAUAUACAGAUAUUGUGUAAUACAGGUAUUUACCACAUCAAGACGUACGUUUAGUUAUUCCAUAAUGUGGAAUAUUAGAAAAGGCAGGGUCAUGUGAUAUUACGUAAACAAAGAAGCGUAGCUAGCAACAAAAUGGCCCGAACCAUUUAUUGUGAACUGAUUUCUGCUGUGAUCAGUAUUGGAUUGGGACGUCCCACUGAUUGAGUAUUUCUGUGGAGCAGAGACGUUCAGCUGCCUUAAUGUGCAACGUCCUCCAUGGACUGAGUGAUUUCCUUGCUUUUCCGUUUGAUGCCUCCAUUGUCGCCCUCGGAUGUAAUGUUUUGCUUCGACCCGACAGGUUUUAGAUUUCAUUGUAAUCAUGGUUCACAUCGGUUUUUGACAUUUCUGUAACAACUCACAAGCUAACCACAUACCAGAGAAGUGUUUAUUAUCUACGUCGUCAUGUUUAUUUGAAAGAGUUGUUUGAAGUUUGCAUAUAUUUUUCAUUUGUUUAAGGAGCGAAACAGGGUUUCUUGCACUGUGUAACUUAUUUUAAUCACCUGCAUUUAUUUAGCUUAGUUACCUACAGUAACGAUAAUCUAGUUUAAUUCAGUUUAUUUAUUUCUAUAGCGCCAAAUUCACAUCACAUGUCAUCUCAAGACUCUUUCCAGUUCACCAGAUCAUCCAGUCAGAUUGAUUCAAAGUUUUCUAUCUAAGGAAAACCAGCUGAUUGCAUCGACUCAU